This is a messenger RNA of Anthonomus grandis grandis, 1470 nucleotides long. RefSeq names its product mortality factor 4-like protein 1 (gene MRG15). The transcript has 4 exons. Gene Ontology annotation, cellular component: nucleus; NuA4 histone acetyltransferase complex. NCBI's taxonomy places the organism in Eukaryota, Metazoa, Arthropoda, Insecta, Coleoptera, Curculionidae. Gene Ontology annotation, biological process: regulation of DNA-templated transcription; chromatin organization. The coding region runs from base 129 to 1193 and encodes 354 amino acids. The record is from RefSeq and is a predicted model, not a curated record.
CGGCGCAAAAAAGAAGAAGAAGAAGGGAAACUUCACUUUAGUCAUGUCAAUUGUGAUAUGUUCAGUUUUAUUUUCCAAAUAAACCUAUUCAGAGAGUUUUAUUGUUUUUUAGCAAAUUAACGGGGACUAUGCCUCCCAAAUAUAAAUUUCAAGAGGGUGAGAAAGUGCUGUGUUUCCAUGGGCCCCUUAUCUAUGAAGCCAAAUGCCUAAAAUGCCAAAUAACCAAGGAAAAACAGGUGAAAUACUUUAUCCACUACGCCGGCUGGAACAAGAACUGGGACGAGUGGGUGCCCGAAAGCAGGGUCUUAAAGUACACGGACCAAAAUAUAGCGCGGCAAAAGGAGGUUCAAAAGGCCCACGAGGCACAGGGCAAACAGAAAAAAACGACGAAGAAAGCAUUGGCCUCCAAAACUGGAGAUACCGGCAGCAUAAAGGAUUCUGAUUCUAGGGCAAGCACCCCGGUUUCUGAGGUUAGUAAGGGCCCCAAGGGAGCUAAAAGGGAGGCUUCGACCCCUACUGGGGGCCCAGAACUUAAAUCAGAAAAAAAUGAACCGCCUAGAAAGAAAAAAGCCAAAAUUCCCGAUCCGACCGUAGAACCGGAAGAAGAGUUCAAAGCGAAAGUCGAGGUCCGCGUCAAAUUACCGGACGAACUAAAAAAACUACUCGUAGACGACUGGGACAUAAUCACUAGGCAAAAGAAACUUUUUAACCUCCCGGCCAAAUACACCGUGGACAACAUCUUGGACAGCUACUUGGCGUUUAAAAAGUCCGUAAAAUCCAAUACGGUUAACAAAGAGGGCGCCUCCAUAGAGACCGUCAAAGGUAUUAAAGAAUACUUUAAUGUGACUCUGGGUACCCAACUGCUAUACAAGUUCGAAAGGCCUCAGUACGCCGACAUAAUGAACGAGUACCCCGAUAAAAAAAUGUCGGAAAUCUACGGGCCGAUUCAUCUUUUAAGGCUCUUCGUCAGGUACUAUAUGCCCUCUCGUUUGUCAACACUUCAAAUUAAUAAAAGGGACAUUUUCAGGUUAGGGUCUCUAUUAGCGUUCACCCCAUUGGACGACCGGAGUAUUCAACUGUUGAUGCAAAAUGUGCAAGAUUUUUUAAAAUUCUUAAUUAAAAAUGCGGGGCAGUACUUCAGUUUGCAGGAGUACGGCAACGCAACGCCCGAGUACCAUAGGAAGGCCGCAUGACACUUGGGUGGGGAUUUUAGCGAGGAGGGCUCCGACUUAUUUACUGACGAUAGUGAUUAGUGAGUCUCAGUAGAAUCGUUAAUUAUUUAAGAGAGUUUUUAUUGUAAUUGCCAAGCAGAGAAGUAUAGUGAGGGAAAAAAUUCAAAUGGUGAAAAACUACGAUAGGAAGACCUUUAUUAUAUGUAUUAAUACAUUGAUUUAAUGUAAUUUUAUAUUAGGCUUUAUUCCUAAUUGUAAUUGUAUCAUAAAUUCGUUUUAGAAAAAUUGGAUUUAAAUU